This is a messenger RNA of Marchantia polymorpha subsp. ruderalis, 6466 nucleotides long. The record is from the annotation of a GenBank genome assembly. Lineage: Eukaryota; Viridiplantae; Streptophyta; Marchantiopsida; Marchantiales; Marchantiaceae.
GCGAUGCGAUGGCACAGGGGACUGUUGGAGGGCAGUCCGGCCCGCUGCUCGUCGCGGCCCUGGGCGUUGCAGGAAUGAAUGAUCUCGCGCGGCCUUGAGCGAGGCCUGCCCUCUUGUGCUCUUUUCAGCUCCGAGGCACCGUCUUCGAAGAGUGAAGAGCUUCGCGUUCCUCCCCGAGCCCUGGUCUCGGCCGUCGAUUGGAUUGCGACAGCACCGUCAUCAUCAUCAACACGCACGCAGCGACGCAGUGCACACUCGCAUCGAAAUGUUGUAACGGAGCCGAGGCGGGCCGCGGCUGUCGACUUGGGCGCUGCGGGGUUCUCCUUCCGAUGGAGCUCUCUUGAGCUCAAUGAGGAGGGUAGCUGAUGGCGGAGAAAUCGGACGGCCCCAUCGUCGACAGGACCCGCCAUUUCGCUGCACACUAUCGUUUAUGCUUCUAGAACUACCUGCAAUUCCACUUUCAUAACCUGCUUUUCACCACCCUCGGCUUGUAGGUCUACGCGGAUGUGUGUCGUGGAGUAUGAAGAUGUCUUCGACGACUUGUUUUAGCUGCAAUUGAACACGCCCCUGUGAAGGUUGUUUAGUCUUGUGAAUCAGUUUAUCGAGUUCGAAUUUGACGCUGAGGACUAUGGUCCCAACAGUCCUUUGAUGUCACCCGUCUUGGAGUCCAAGGAGCGAACGCUACUCAGAUUGUGCAUAGAGCAAAAGUGGGAAGAAAGCCGAUCAUUGACAGCCGAACGAUUUGAACAUCUUGUAUUAUAGAGGGGUCGUGCUAGGUCGAUCCAAGGCAGUAGCAGUUUGUCAAGGUCUGGGGGAGCUGAACAUCACGUUGGAGUACCUGCGGUUUGUCUGUGCAAGGAUGCUGCGGUGGGUCAUGAGCGAUGGGAGGCUUGCAAGGCAUAGUAGCGCCAGGAAGGAGAUUGUCAGUUUCAAAGGUGUCCAGGACGACAUGGACAUGUGCCGGAAAUCUUGGUGACAACAUUCAUCGACGUAUUCUGUAUUCCCAGUCCAUUUCAACAGGCCUUUUUACUUACAGACUAAAGUUUAACAGGAAUCGAAUACCAAGGAGAGUUCCUGUUUAGUCAGAUUUGCUACGCGUGGAGUUUGAAUUUACCCUGGAUUUAUAUAAGGUUUAGAAACAUUCCUACGAGACUUGAAACGCACCACCUAAAAGGUGAAGCUUAGGAUACGGGACUGCCAAACCAAACAUGGGGAAGUUAGUACCCUUUGUCGGGCCGGCAUUUCUGGUGGCAGUAGGGUUUAUGGACCCAGGAAAUUGGGCGACACUCAUUGAGGGAGGGUCACGUUUUGGUUACGAGUUGUUGUGGGUAGUGGUGCUCUCGAAUUUAAUAGCGAUCCUCCUCCAAACACUGUCAGCUCGACUCGCCGUGAUUAGCGGGAAGCAUUUUGCUCAGAUAUGUCGGGAGGAGUAUCCGCGUGCAGUAUGUGUUUCCCUGUGGUUUUUCUGUGAAAUUUCGAUCAUAACACUGGACCUGACGAUGGUCUUGGGGACAGCUAUUGGUCUCAAUGUUGUACUUCGGAUGCCUAUACUUCCAAGUCUCUUUCUUAUGGUUGUUGAUUCUUUAUUAUUCAUUAUUAUCCUGCCACUCAUGGAAAUACGCAAGGCGGAAGUGGUCACUGUCUUCGUCGUGGGGAUGGUAUUGCUGUGCUUUUUGCUAGACAGCAUCCUUACCAGCCCACCACCUUUGACGAUGGUCGUCGGAAUGCUCCCUAGGCUUAGACACGAAACUUUGUACACGGCAAUCAGUCUGCUGGGUGCCAAUGUCAUGCCCCACAACUUCUACCUCCACUCAGCUCUUGUGCAAGGAGAGUCUGAGGCGAGUGAUUCAGUAGAUACAUCCUGUCAUUACCAUCUCUUGGACACUCUAUCGUCAUUUAGCGCAGUGCUGGUGGUGAAUAUGACUGUUUUGAUUGUUGCUGUUACCACGUUCCAUAAUGCUGGCCUUCCGGUCCUCACACUCCAAGACGCUCAGGCUCUUAUAGAGCAGGUUCUUAACAACUCAAUUGCUCCCGCAGCAUUUGGCGUAGCACUUCUGUGUGCGGGGCAAUUGUCCACACUGACUGGGAGUACCGCAGGACAGAUGGUGUCUGAGGAGUUUCUCAGCUAUAAGAUUCAUCCUUGGCUACAUCGACUGGUUGUCCGCGGCAUAGCAUUAGUUCCAGCUACUAUCUGCGUGUGGAAAUACGGCAACGAGGGCACGUAUCAAAUGCUUGUGUUUUCUCAAGUCAUUUUGGCCCUGCAGCUCCCCUUCACUCUUGCUCCUCUCAUCAAGAUUACCUCGUCCGAAAGGAUAAUGGGGCCACAUAAAAACUCGUGGUUGUUUGAGACUUUAGCCUGGCUGUCACUUACCGCAAUCUGUGCCGUAAACGUCUGGCUAGUCUUGGAUAUGGUAUUUGGGGAAACAGAGGAGGGGGCUGCUUUUGCUGUGGAAUACCUUGCAGGUUUCGAGUGGGUGCAGGGUAUGUGGGGCGAGUCAUUGCAAGGCGUCUUGUUUUUCACUAUCUGUGUGGUAUUGACCUUGUCACUUGGUUUUCUGGUUUGGAUGAUUUUUACUCCAUUGAAGAUGGAUACUCAGUAUCCUAGCAACACUAUGUGGUACGAAGCAUACGAGAGGCGAAAGGAAGCCGAAUACAGUCAACUAGCUGUAGUGACCCCGGCCGAUAUCUAUGAGGACUCGCAAUCCAUCCUAGAUGCUAUUUUUCCAUGCAAAGAUCACAAGGACUACAAGGAGUACAAGGAUCCAAAAGAAUUUAAGGAAGCCAAGGUUUACACUGAGCAGAAGGAGCAAGAGGAGCAAGAGGAGAAAAAGGAGCAAAAGGAGCAAGAGGAGCAAAAGGAGCAGAAGGAACAAAAGGAGCUAAAUGAACAGAAGGAACAGGAGCAGAAGGAGCAGAAGGAGCCAAAGGAACACGUGCAACCUGUGGUGUUCGAUUUACCUCCCCAUUCUAGUUCCCAUCACGACAGCGAAGAAUCGAUGCCGGAUGUAACUACAGUAUUAGAUCAGGAUGAAACCCCUGAUCCUCCCAAAGCUGCUGAGGAGAGUCUUCAAGUGGUCUCUUCAGGCAGCUGUGAUGACUUCUCGAUUUUGGAUCCGUUGUCCUCACCAAGCACCUCUUCCGUAGCUGGAUCUCCCUUGGCUACAUCUCCUCCGAAGUGCGAGCCGAGGGAUGUCGAUGUAGUUACGCCGUUCAGUAUGAUGGAAGUACCUACAGCUGAAGAUAGAGAGGCGAAUGCUUUGAAGGAAGCCGAAGCGGAAGCAGAUGCCGACACAGAUAUCCUUGGUAAAGAUGAGGAAGAACUGGACACCUGGGAGAACCUGGAACAGGAUGAUGUACUUGUAGCAGAAUCGCUAGUUUCGAAUGUGAAUAGUAGUGCAAAUGCUCUUCCGUAUGAUGGGCCUGCGUCGGGAAGGAGUGUGCGAAGUGACACUAGUGAGGGUAGCGGGGGUGGAAGUGGAAGUGGAAGCCUUUCGAGGCUGUCCGGGUUAGGAAGAGCUGCACGACGUCAGUUUGCUUUCAUCUUAGAGGAAUUCUGGGGGAAUCUUUUUGACUACCACGGUCAGCCUAUCGUAGCGAAGACUCAACCUGCCCUGCCUGCGCCUAAGAGCUCGUAUGUCGACAGUAAUACACGUGGACGCCCUGUUUCUCAAGAUGGGGGCGACUGCUUGAAACCACAAACCGAUCCGAAGUGGUCCUGGCAGAACAAUAACAGUAUGAUGAUACCGAGUGGCCGUAUGGAUGCCUACAUUCGCGCACAAACUCACUCUGCUGCUUCGACCUCGUCUCCAUUAACACAAGGCUGGUCUCAGGAGUACGGGAUGUCCUCCGCUUACGAUCUUGAACGACGGUACUCCAGUGUGCGUAUACCAAGUAACCAUGAAGACUACGACUAUCAGCCCGCCACUAUUCAUGGAUAUCGUCCUUCGUUUUCUGGAAGGGCUAGCACGAAUGUCACUGGACCCAAAACCAGGCCCUUGCACCUUGACGUGAAACUGUUUGGAGCAAGAACCUCAGCCGGUGAAGGAAAGCAAGUAGAAGCCGAUGGGAGUCUUCUUUCAGAGGAUCGCCGCAAUUCCUUCGACAGCUCAACUCAACCCCUACUUACUUCUCAGUGGUCAAGCAUCACCGCGAGUGCAAGGGCGGCAAUCGACACAAAGGGUAUCGACAGGCUCUUAACUCAGACCGAAAAACAUCUUGGCCCAUCUGAGACUUCCAGUUACGACUCCUCUCAAUGGGAUCCUCUCGUGUACAAAUCGGCAACUGGGAGAUGGAAUCCUCUUGUGUAUCGGGCGACCGGUGAAUUGGACUUGGGAAUUCCACGUAGUGUGGGUCUAGGACGCACUGCCUCUUUUGGACACUCUCCCAUCGGCCGUGGUGGCGAUGGUGACCACGUGGAAAGAGCACCACUGGUGUUUGAUGAGCUUUCGCCAUCUCAAUCACACAGGGAUGGUUUCUCUAUCCAAACGUCGGCCUCUCGACCUGAAGCUCAUUCUUUAUGGUCCAGACAACCUUUCGAACAAUUAUUUGGUAGUACCGAUGCUACUGGGGCUACUCCGCAAAUACCUGGGCGGAAGAGUAAUGGCCGACCACUGCCUACGCCUGUCUCAGGCGCGCCGGUGUCGAAUGUCGUGGAUCCUGAAGUUGAGGUCCUUGAGAACCUCCGAGCUUGCAUUGGCAAGCUAUUAAGGCUGGAAGGGUCUGACUGGCUUUUCCGCCCCGAUAACGGAGCUGAUGAGGAUCUUAUUGCAGCCAUAGCUGCCUUGCAGCGAACGACCAUGGAGGCUGAAAAGCAGGACUCAUAUAGGUUGUUCGGGACGAUGGAACCGCAUGUUUGGGAGAGUCACAUGCGCUCUCACAAAGGAAGCAAUGAUUUUCUUAACCCCUCCAAAGUGCAUAACCCUAUUCCUAAUUGUGGCGAAGCUUGUGUGUGGAACAAGUCGCUGCUCAUAAGCUUUGGUUUAUGGUGUGUGCAUCGGGUACUGGAACUGUCACUUAUGGAAAGUCGACCAGAGUUGUGGGGCAAGUACACAUUUGUGCUGAACAGGCUUCAGGGUAUCUUAGAGCCUGCAUUUUCAAAACCGCGGUUUGUGCCCCCACUUUGUAGGUGUAUAAAUGAUCCGGUGUUGUUUGAUGGUAUCAAACGCAGAACUUCUCUUAGUAGACAAGGAAGUCUCCGCGACUAUGGCAAUGGGGAUUUUGUAAGCUCCGCUAAUCCGAGCUACCCACAUCCAUGGCCCUGGGGCCGUAACACAAGUACUACUAAGGGGAAGGGUGCGAGUGCCUCGAUAUUUUUAGAGAGGAUUAAAGAGGUGGAAGCAGCUGUUGGUUCUCGAAAAGGGCGAACAGGUACGGCUGCUGGAGAUAUAGCAUUCCCAAAAGGGAAGGAAAAUCUGGCUUCAGUGUUGAAGAGGUAUAAACGAAGGCUUUCUAGUAAGCCCCCUGGAACAACCGGGGGCAACGGUGGGGGUGGUGGACGUCGUAGGGGCGGGCCUGCGGGCUUUCCCCCUGCCCUCUUUUUUGCAGCACUUGUAUGUGUCUCAUGUUGUGUGCUGUUGCCUACCAUCGACUAGAAAGAUUACUUGGAUUAUUAGUGGAAGAAUACUUGGAUUCUCAGUGGUUUUUAUUUCAUACAAAUGACUCAAGAGAUGUCGGAUGUUUGUGAAAGUGACGAACCGACGUCUUUGUUCCUCAUACUGACAUGGCGAACGAAAUUCAGAUCUCAUGACAAGGGCCGUUUGUGGCUGGGGCAAGACUCGGUUGUCUACCAAUGCAAUUGUAAGAGGGUUAUGUGCGAUUGAGGUGUAAAAUCUUCACCAUAUGUACUUUCCUUCUGGUUUUUACUUAUUGAAUGAUCAAGUACGGACCCCUGUAGAUACGUUGUGCAGUGUCCUCUCAAAUCCUGUCCUAUUCCCAGUUGUCAUGCUUAUCUUGCAGGCAAGCUCAAAUUUUGUACCCUUUGCUAUCAAUGUAGACAGUACCCUUAAUGUUAGAUAGGUCCUAACUUGGUUACAAGUUACAGUAGAAACGAUGUGCGUCCGAGUUUAGCUUUCAACAGAGUCGACCAGAAGUGCGAGUCUGUGGCCGGAGUAUGUUUUCAGGAUGGCUGUAAGUUUAUGUAGAUGGAUCAGGUUAAUGGAGUUUGGAGCCAUGGAGGGCACCUGAUCUUGUCGUACAUGAUAAAUGUUAGAACGUUCUGUGAAAGACCUGCUCGCUGAGAAUCAUCUCCGAGAAACAAGCCGAGUCUUCGGCCAGCCUCUCCCUCGAAUCCUCCUGUCCUCUAUAUGGUGCCAAAGCAUUUUUUCCAAACCAUCGAGUCAUGUGCGACCUUCGAUUGCUCACUUGAAGAAUAUAGUUUUCGUCCACUACCGCCACUGUAGCCUUCAACAGAUGUUGGACAACUUGUAUUCUAGUAGGGAAUAUAUCAGAACAAAAUUCAGAUUUGCCC